AUGACAGCGACGAGGACAGCAUCUCCAGCAGAGAGGGAUCUCACCGUGCACGAGAGGAGCCUCGCGGAUAACUGCUUUGACGAAGGACAGUACGAAGCGGCGAUAGCUGCGCUAGACGAGAUCCGCUCUCGCAAAAGCAAACCAUACGAUGCUCACAUACGUCAACUGCUCUACAUCGCUUUGUACCCUGAACCUUCCCUCGAAGAUCAGAUAGAGGAGGAGGCUAUGAAGCUCGAACCGGGAAGCCCCAGCAAAACCCUGUCGCGACGGCACAAGUCUUCCCUUGCCCCAUCACCCAAGGUCACGGCCGCCGCUCAGGAUCUCCUCAUGAAGUUCGCGCGAACGAACACUCCCGGUUCCCUUGCAUGCGCUCUUCCGGCCUAUCCUGAUAAUGCCGACGCGCCGGCGGGCAAUGGUGCUGGCUUGGAAGAUUCGCACAUCGCGCGAGAGGCGCUGCGUGUCCGGAACGCUCGAUGCUGCUGGGAGAUCAUCAGAGAAGGCUUCAUUCAGCGUGGCAACGGUGACGUUAUGGCGAGCCCUCGCAAGACAAAAGGCCGCCGGUCGACAAGGAUGCAAGACGAGGAUGACGAAGUAGGGGAAUGGGAGAACGGCGCGGCGCCUGCGCCCGUCAGCGACCAUGCCUGGAGCGUCCUCGACUGGAUUCUGACGCUCUUUGAGAGCGACGAGGCUGCGACGAAACUUCACUAUUCGCGUCUCCUCCUGAGGCAAAUACCCCCUUCGCGCCCGGAAACGGCGCCGCGCUGGGAUAUGCGGAUGCCACUUGACGUCGUGUUUCAUGCGCUGGAACAAGAACACGAGGCACAGCGGUCUCUCGGUAUCCGCCUGCUCACCUUGCUCAUCAACCUGACGUCAACACCUUUCGUCGACUUUCCCAUGUUCCUGAAUGCUGUCUCCGCCCGCGUCUCAUCGCUCCCUAUCGACGCGCUCUCUUACCUCUUCGCGGCUCUUCCUCUCACGCACACCAUCGCGCGAUUCAAGAUCAUGCUAUGCAGACAUGCCUUGGGAGGGAACCAGGCCGCCAGCAGCUCGAAGCCUAAACCCCAGGCGCGUGCCCAUGAACCUUCGCCCACAUCUGCGCCCCCGCGGGACGGUGCAGGCUCAGGAGGAGGAGUCACCGGUGGAUCCUCGGGCACAAGCAAGUACCCGUCCGUCUCCGUGUCCGACCUCCUGGCCUUGCUCGGGCGUCCCAGCAAGGAUCCGGCGUCCGUGCUGCAGACGAUCUGCUUCAAGAGCGAGCUCGUCGUCAAUUUCGGGCUCCUGCAGCUGGAAUCGGAGGAUGCGAAUGACAGGGACGCGGGAUGGCGGGACGCGCUGCAGGACGGCUCCCUGAGGCGCACGGUCGAGGACGUGUUCGAAAUAGGGCGUCAGGCCACGCCCACGGAUACGCAUAGCAAGGAACUCAUCCGGACGAAGAGGGACGCCAUACUCGCGAUCAUGUCGACAUGGUGA
Messenger RNA from Dichomitus squalens LYAD-421 SS1, 1470 nucleotides. RefSeq lists its product as uncharacterized. The record is from RefSeq and is a predicted model, not a curated record. The coding region runs from base 1 to 1470 and encodes 489 amino acids. The transcript is spliced from 5 exons. Lineage: Eukaryota; Fungi; Basidiomycota; Agaricomycetes; Polyporales; Polyporaceae.